Molecule: messenger RNA, 963 nt
Organism: Hyposmocoma kahamanoa
Lineage: Eukaryota; Metazoa; Arthropoda; Insecta; Lepidoptera; Cosmopterigidae
Product: histidine triad nucleotide-binding protein 2, mitochondrial-like
Exons: 3
Coding region: 224-580 (118 amino acids)
Biological process (GO): purine ribonucleotide catabolic process
Cellular component (GO): cytoplasm; nucleus
Molecular function (GO): hydrolase activity
Source: RefSeq, a predicted model, not a curated record
GGUGCGGUGCGUCAUGGUUUCUGAAUUUAUCUGACACUUUAAUUUCAAAUGUUGUGAAAUAGGCAUGUUGUACGAUUUUUAACAAAUUUCAAAGAAAAUUGUAAAGUUUUCCAUAUCAUGCGUAGUGCAAUUUGGUUUUAUAAAUCCUUUUAUCUAAAUUAGUGGUCUUGAGGCGACCAUUAAGGAAAAAUAAUUAAAUUGGUAGUAUUAUAAUAUAGAAAACAUGGCAGUGGUGCCAAAGCAAAAUUUUAGGAAGUAUUUUGGUGUCGAAGUGCCUGCUGUGGACUUCAUAUACGAAGAUGAACAGUGCGUUGUCUUCGAUGAGAUGAAGAAUCCACAGGCACCGGUACAUUUCUUGGUUGUGCCAAAGGACAUUAUUCCUAGGCUGAUGGACACAAACGAUGGAGACGAGAGAUUGCUCGGACACUUGCUGACAGUGGCAAAACGCGCGGCGAUACUCAAGGGCCUCGACAAAGGUUUUCGUGUGGUUAUGAAUGAAGGACCUCACUCGUGUCAGAGUGUAAACCAGUUCUAUGUGCAAGUGCUUGGUGGUAGACAGAUGUGGUGGCCUUUUUCUUGAAAUAUAUUUAAUUUUGAUGUAUUUAGUUUUUUACUAGCCUGCUACUUGUGACUUUAAAACGGAUUUCGGCCGUCCUCUCUGCGCUUAUAUAUAACUAUAAGCAUUAUUACUUAAACAAAACUAAAACAAGUAGUACACUACCCAGUUUCUAGGGUCCUGCGUGAAGAAGGGUGAGCUUAGUUUGGCCGCCGCUCUUAUUAACAUAUUAUAAGCAGCUUAUCAUAGGGACCCUAAUUACCUAACAUUUAUCACACCUCCCUAAGUCUAAGUUAAGGCUAGGGUUAGUCUAAUAAGCGUUUAUUGUUUAAGUGUGCUAGCAUUGGCGAGGCUUUCAUAUAUUUCGAUUCACACCGGCUUGCCUACAAUUUACCACAUAUUAUCAA